Messenger RNA from Athene cunicularia (burrowing owl), 1664 nucleotides. Its product is annotated as dimethylaniline monooxygenase [N-oxide-forming] 2-like. The record is from RefSeq and is a predicted model, not a curated record. NCBI's taxonomy places the organism in Eukaryota, Metazoa, Chordata, Aves, Strigiformes, Strigidae. The coding region runs from base 1 to 1653 and encodes 550 amino acids. Gene Ontology annotation, molecular function: N,N-dimethylaniline monooxygenase activity; NADP binding; flavin adenine dinucleotide binding. The transcript has 9 exons.
AUGGUGCAGCGUGUGGCUGUUAUCGGCGCUGGGGUUGGUGGGUUGGCCUCUGUCAAGUGCUGCCUGGAUGAAGGGCUGGAGCCCACAUGCUUCGAGAGGAGCGAGGACAUCGGGGGGCUCUGGCGCUACACGGAAUCCAGGGAUGGCGGGAGGGUCAGCGUGUACCGCUCAGUCAUCACUAACACCUCCAAGGAGAUGUCCUGCUUCAGCGACUUCCCCUGCCCGGAGGAUUUUCCCAAUUUCCUACCCCACAGCCUCCUCCUGGAGUACUUUCAGAUGUACGCCCAGCACUUUGACCUCCUGCGGCACAUACGCUUCAAGACAACAGCUCUUAGUGUGAGGAAGCGCCCGGAUUUCGCCACCUCAGGGCAGUGGGAGGUGGUCACUGAGACCAGUGGCAUCCAGGAGUCACACAUCUUCGAUGCCGUCAUGGUUUGCACCGGCCAUUACCAGGAGCCCUACUUACCAUUGGCUUCUUUCCCAGGUAUUGACACACGCUUCAAAGGCCAGUACCUCCACAGUCGGGAAUACAAAGACGUGGAGGCUUUCCGGGGAAAGCGGGUCCUUGUGGUUGGCAUUGGCAACACCGGCGGUGACCUCUCUGUGGAGCUGAGCCGCGUGGCUGCAAAGGUGUUCCUUAGUGCCAGGAGCAGCACGUGGGUGUUCAGCCGAGUCUCAGACCAUGGCUUCCCCUUGGACAUGGUCAGAACCACUCGCUUCAACCAUUUUCUGGACUGGCUUCUCCCAUCAGCCCUCAUGAAGAGGAUCAAGUUUUGGAAGUGCAAUUCGUGGUUUAACCAUGUGAACUAUGGCUUGGCUUCUGCCAAAAGGUGUGGUGUUUUUUAUUACUAUUUUAUAAUUGUCAAUGAAGAGCUGCCGUUUUGCCUCCUCUCUGGGACCGUUGUGUUGAAGCCAAACGUGAAGGAGUUCACUGAAAGCUCUGCUGUUUUUGGAACAACCGAGGAAAACAUCGAUGUGGUGCUCUUUGCCACAGGCUACAUCUUCUCGUUUCCCUUCCUCGAAGACUCAGUUCGCAGCCUCUUUGAUGAUAACCGUUCACUCUAUAAAUGCAUCUUCCCUCCCCAGCUAGAGAAGCCAACGCUGGCCAUCAUCGGCUUAGUCCAGCUGACUGGCUCUGUGAUGGUGGGAGCAGAAAUGCAGGCCCGUUGGGUGACAGGGAUCUUUGCAGGCUGGAACAAGCUCCCUCCCACCACCAGAAUGAUAGCUGAUGUUUUGAAGAAGAAGCCGCCAGUCAAAAGCAGGAAGGAUCUAUCCAGGAGGGAGAACUUGAAGAUGAGUUUUAUCAGCUACACGGAUGAAAUUGCUUCAUGUGCUGGCGUAAAGCCCAGCAUGCUGAGGCUGCUCCUGACAGACCCUCAACUGGCCCUGGCUGUCUUCUUUGGCCCCUGCACACCCUACCAGUACCGACUGAUGGGACGGGGGAAGUGGAGCGGGGCCAGAGAGGCCAUCCUGACUCAGUGGCAGCGGACAUUGAAGCCCUUAAGAACUCGGGUGAUGGAUGACUCCUCUGAUGGUUCUGAUGGCUGGCACUGGACGUGGCUGCUGGCCCUGCCAGUGGCUCUCACAGCAGGUUUCCUCCUCUCCAAAUACUCCCAGCUGGGCUGGACCCCCCAGGCAGGUCUCCAGGUGUAGAAGAAACCUAG